AAACUUAAGGAAACAGAAACAGACUCAGUAUAAGAGCAGCUGCUGACUCCUCAGCAGGAUCAGACUCAGGAUGGGAGUUCAAGGUCUGGCCACUUUGAUCAAGAAUCACCGGACGAUCUACCGGGACGUCCGGUUCAGGAAGAGCCGGCUGGUGAUCGACGGCUGCAACCUGAUCUACCUGCUGUACUUCAACUCAGGUCUGGACCAGAAUCGUGGCGGGGAGUACGCUGCGUUUGAGGACCUGAUUGAGAAGUUCAUCAAAGCCCUCAGAGACUGCGGGGUUACACCGUACGUGGUGCUGGAUGGAGGCGCCGACUUAACCGGCAAGAAGGUCGAAACUACAACGCUCAGAGCCAAGGAUAAAGUGAAGAGAGCCCAUCGAGCGGCGGUGGGAGACAUGAAGCAGAAUAUCCUGCCACAGCUGGCCGAGCUGACCCUGCUAAAUUGGCUUGCAAGGGUGCAGAGAGCUCAGCCUCCUCCAGAUGAGAGUCUGCUGAAGGCGCUGCUGCUGGGAAUAAGUAACGGAGAGGCCCUGAGACAAAGAGCAGCUUUGCAGAUUCAGAAUGAAUACUGUAAACAGAAGCUGGAUGUGAGGGUGGUCCACGCCUUCAACCAGUGGCAGUCCUGCCUCAAGGACAGCAUCCACCUGAACCAGCUGCUGGGCUUCCCGUUACCUGAACCACAGAUCGCACGGUUGUAUGAGGGGACGGUGGUCCACCAUCUGGUCUACUGGAUGAGGACUGGUGGAAAACUGAAGCACUUUUUGAAGAGUGAUUGCUCAAGUGUGAAACAGUACCAGGCCAUGCUGGCCGUCGUGCACCAGCUUCCCACUCAGGAGGUGUCGACGCCGUCAGAGAUCCAGAAGACAGCGACGGCUUUACAGCGGCAGCCUCUGAACGACCUGACCGCAAACCUGCAGCAGCUGUACGGAGACGAGGACGAGGAGGCUGCGACUGAAGUCAGAAGUGCAGUCAAAGCACUGGAGGAUAUACAUCUGGAUGAUUUAGUGUCGGUGAGAACUCGGUACAAAGCUAAAGAGAGGAACAAUCGGUGCAAAAACCUCUGAUCUCAGCCUAAUAAUAAUAUGUAAUUCCUCAGGAUUUCAUUAGACACAUGAAUGAAUCCCUUUAAAGCUGCAAUAAUACAAUUUUGGCCUCUUAGGGCAGUAAAACAAGCUGUACACAACAUCUGACAUAUUAUCUCCUUAUACAGUUUUUAGCUGUUUGCUAACACAUUUUAUAAACUUCUGAUAAAUAUAAGUCCAAUAUUCACUAUUUUAGGACCUGCAGCUCUUUAGCUGCUAAAUGCUCCACCGCGUUUGUGUCGUCACUCCAGAACAAAGACCAAGUGUGUAGUGGUUUCUCUUUCUCUGAGUUUUUCUUUUUUUAAUAGUAGUCAUAUUAAGAAGAGAGUUGAAAUGUUGUGUAUUUCUGUUUCUAUGGGUUUGUAAGCAUUUUAAGUUGAUCUAUCGUGGAUUAUGUUUUAUUUAAGGUAUUUUCAGGUUGUCUUAAAAAGUCUAUAUAUAUUUAUGAAUAUAUAUUUACAUAUCUCUUUUUGAAUGCACAUGUAAUUAAUCAAAACCAGUCCUCCUAUAUUGUACAAACUGAGUUUGCUCAGCAGUUGCUGAAAUAUUGUCCAUUUAGGUAAUUAUGCUAAUUCUUGCUAAAGCUAAUGGCAAACAUAUGCACGUUUCUAAAUGCUGGGAACCCAUACUGUACAUCUGUAACAUAAAACCAAAACUCUGGGUUCACAAUGGGGUGAACUUCUGUUUACAAAUGUCUGAUUUUUAUAGCUGCACUUUUUCCAUCUUUUGUAAAAAUGUAUAAAUUCUUGAAAUUUUUUAGAAAAGUUUUGUGAACAAAUAUAACAACAUGAAGGAAAGUGUUUUUAUUUUUAAAUAUGUAUCCGUUUAAUUGAUUUGUGUAACAUGACAAUGGCUGAAUUCAUGUUGAUUGAAGACUUUAGAGCUUAAAUCAGGGUUUUAUCCUUGAAAACCUUGUUCAAUCUCAUGUAGUCAAAGUUUUACAGAAACGUUUCGUGCUUCAUUCUGUACAAAAACAUCAGAUGAAUAAGUGAAAUUCUGUUUUAAAAUGUAGAUUUCUUUCUAUUUUGUUUAUGGAGGAAAGUUUCAAGCUUUUGUAGAUUGUUGAACUUUCUGAAUGAAUUUCUCUGUAACUGGUAAAUGUUUUAAGUGGGAAGAUACAAAUCUCAUAACAUGAAGAACAUUUGUAAAAUUCUUAUUUUUUUCCAAUCUCAGAUUUAUUUCCUAAAUGUAUUUGCACUCAGGGAGGGAGGAGUCAAGGAAUAUAAAAUAAGGAAAUGUUAAAACUCUCUAUAAAUCUGCUAUAUGGUGUAAAAUUAUAGUUUUAAUAAACUUUGAUAUAAACUUUUGAA
Molecule: messenger RNA, 2394 nt
Organism: Morone saxatilis (striped sea-bass)
Lineage: Eukaryota; Metazoa; Chordata; Actinopteri; Moronidae
Product: protein asteroid homolog 1-like
Exons: 5
Coding region: 71-1066 (331 amino acids)
Molecular function (GO): nuclease activity
Source: RefSeq, a predicted model, not a curated record